This is a messenger RNA of Microbotryum saponariae, 5287 nucleotides long. The record is from the annotation of a GenBank genome assembly. Lineage: Eukaryota; Fungi; Basidiomycota; Microbotryomycetes; Microbotryales; Microbotryaceae.
AUGGUCAACAACACGACCAAGUAUGGCUCGUCCCAGUCGUCGUCGGCACCGAUCCGACAGGCCAAAGAGUCGAUCGAGUCGGGCUCGGACGAGCGCCUGACCGUGUACGCCGUCACGCUCCAGGACGACGGAUCACCUUCCAAAGCCAAGACGGUUAGUCCGUACAAUCGAAUAGGUUCUUCCACGCAUAGCUGACAGCUUGUCCUCUCUUUACUCGCUCUCGCUGCCCCCCCGGGAUGCGUUCUCCCUGCGCGAUGCUGCGCUGAUCGGAUCGCCCGGAUCGUCAUCGAUACCAUCGAUACCCGAUCGCGCUUGCCCCCUCUCGGCCCGCGCUCUGCCUCCGCCCCGCUCUCGGCCUUUCCUCGACCUCGUCCACCACCGCAGCUCCUGCGCUUGCCCCCACCCGUAGCACCCUACAUCCUGCGCAUCUACAUCGAGGCCGGCACCUCCGCCUCGCGCAAUGGCUCGCUCUACACCAACUUCCCCAUCGACGGAUCCCAGUACGAGAGGACAAAGCUUCACCAGACAAAGUAGGUCCCAGUUCAGACGUUACACCCGAUCCAUACUCAUCUUGGGGCACCUUUCGAUCGCGACAGGCUGCCGCAAGACUUUUCAAAGCCGUUCGGCAUUGAUCUCGAGGUUAGUCUUGGAUAGCAAGUUUUUCGUGUUGCGCGAGACCGAGACACAAAACUGACCUUCUUAGUGGGCCCUCAGAUCGCUACCGCUGGUGCCUUCGAGUACCACGUCGAAUACGAUGGCGACGCUGGACGAGUCAAAGCCGAGUCGGGCUACUUUAUCGUCGAGCCCAUCCUCACCAUCCCCGCCCGCUCCUCGAUCCUCUCCAAAGAGUUGACCGUCCUCCCCCCCGGCAAAGGUGGCGUCAUUUCCAAAGAACAGGUCCACCUCCCUCUCGACGGACUUGUCAUCCAGUCGAUCGUGUCCAAGUUCAUGGGCACCUUGGAGGAUUGGGUCCCCCACCUCGACGUCAUGCGCGACCGAGGCUACAACCUCUUGCACUACAUCCCCCUGCAACAACGCGGCAAAUCCGACAGUCCUUAUUCGAUCUACGACCAACUCGAACUCGCCGACGAUCUGUUUGUCGCGAAGGGAUUGACGAGGGAGCAAAAGAAUCAGGAGAUGUCCCAAUGGCUCGGUCGGAUCAAGAGUGAAUGGGGCAUCUUGGGUAUGAUCGAUGUUGUGCUGAACCACACCGCCAACAACUCGCCCUGGCUCGAGGAGCACCCGGAAGCUGGUAAGUCUGACAGAUGCGGUUUUGACGCACAAUAUCGACGAGCUUAUGGCUGAACCAAUUCACGUUGUUUCUUCCAGGUUUCAACGCCGUCAACUCGCCUCAUCUUGAAGCUGCGGUCGAACUUGACACAGCGUUGAUCACCUUCUCCGAAUCUCUGGAACGACGAGGUCUCCCCACCGAGCUCAAGUCCCCUGGCGAUCUCGACGCGAUCAUGGUCGUUCUGGAGGGAGAAAUGCUACCUUCGUUGAAGUUGUACGAGUACUACGCCAUCCAUGUUGAGCGAGAAGUUGCUGCCUUCACCUCGGCCUGGUCCGCUUCUAAAGCGGACUCGAACGGAACGUCUUCGCAUCUCGGCGAGAUGUCGCCCAAGGAGUUGGCGGAGAACUUCAUCAAAAAGUGCUUGCCCAAGAACUGGAACCAACUCGGCCCGCGAUACCACGUCAAGGUCGAUCAAGAUGCCUCGAUCACCUUCAUCGCUGCUCUGACGGGUGCCAAGCCUGGAUCGGAUACGGCCGAGCAAGCCAGCAAGGAAUUGCAACGCGUGCUCGACAUCGUCAACGUGUCGCGAUACGAACAAUACGACGACGACCGCAAGGCGAUCCUGACCAACACCCGCAGCCGCAUCCGUUACACCCGCAUCGAUGCCGAUGGACCCAAGUAUGGCAAGAUCUCCAAAAAGUCGCCGCUGGUCGAGCCCUUGUUCACGCGCUUGCCCAAGUCCAAGGCGACGGACAAGCACGACCCCAAGUCCCUCGCUCUGGCCAACAACGGAUGGAUCUGGGAUGCUGAUCCGCUGCAAAACUUUGCCGGGCCCGAGUCGAGGACCUACAUCCGUCGAGAUCUGAUCGUGUGGGGUGACUGCGUCAAGCUCAGCUAUGGCUCCGGACCGGAGGACAACCCUUGGUUGUGGAAGCACAUGACCGAGUACUCCGAGACGCUCGCCAGUCUGUUCCAUGGCUUCCGUCUCGACAACGCGCACUCGACCCCGAUCCACGUCGGCGAGUACUUGCUCGAUGCGGCUCGACGCGUCAAUCCCAACCUCUACGUCUGCGCCGAGCUCUUCACGGGCUCGCAGGAGCUCGAUUUUCACUUCGUCUGCCGACUUGGGUUGAGCAGUUUGACGCGCGAGGCGAUGAAUUCGAACAACCCCAAGGAAGAGAGUGGGUUGCUGUACUCGUACGGUCUCGGGAAACCAAUCGGAUCGAUGGACGGCGAUUGCCUGACCGUCCAAUCCGAAGUCGAGUACAAGGGCAAGACGAGAAAGUGCAGCAUCGUUCCCCUGGCCGGAUCGGUGCCUCAUGCUUUCUUGAUGGAUUGCACGCACGACAACGAGAUGCCUCUGUCGAAGCGAACGGCCGAGGAUGCCUUGCCGACGGGUGCGCUCGUCACUUUCGCCCGUGCCGCCAUUGGGUCGACCCGAGGUUUCGACGACCUUUACCCCGAUCACCUCGAUGUUGUGACCGACAGUCGCCACUACGAAUUGGCCGGCUGGGAUGCCGGUAUCGGUCACAUCAAGCGCGUUCUGAACCACCUCCACGCCGAAACCGUCUUGGACGAAGCUGUCGAGGGUCACUUCAGUCAAGAGGGUGAUUACAUCACAUGCCAUCGCGUCAACCCCGUCACGCACAAGGGGUACCUCCUCAUCACUCGCACCGCCUUUUCCAAGUCGCACGACAAGUCACGUGGCUACGUCUCCCCUAUGCGCCUCGACGGCACUAACGUCAAGUAUAUCACGGGUGCGACGAUUAACAUCAAGUCGGAAAAGGCGCGCGAUACGGAGACGACCUUGCGAGGACUCGACGCUGAAGUUACCGAGAUCAAGGACGUGCCUGUCGCGAGCAAGAGGGACGAAGCGACGGGGCACUCGUACUCGGAAAUUGUUGUGCCAGAUACGUUCCCUCCUGGGUCGGUGUUAUUGUUCGCCACGUGGAUGGAAGGCCUUCCGGCAGAUCUGGAUGAGCAAUGUGCCGCGGGCGUCGUCGAGGCUUUCGACGAGCUCGAUCUCGUGGACCUCAAUUCCGUGCUUUACAGGGCUGAUGGAGAAGAGCGAGAUGCCGUGGGCGGUGAUGGUGUCUACACCGUCCCUGGGAUGGCUCCUUUGGUGUACUGCGGUCUUCAAGGGUGGAUGCAUCCCCUCAAACACAUCAUGGCAACGAACGAUCUUGGCCACCCGCUUUGCGCACACCUGCGGCAGGGCACGUGGGCGCUCGACUAUGUUCACGCCAGGCUCGAGAAACAACAAGUCGACCAAUUGCCCCGACUUGCAAAGCCUGCCGCUUGGUUCAAGAAGCGCUUCGAACUCAUCAAAAAGGUUGUGCCGCCUUUCCUCGUGCCCAAGUACUUUGCGCUCGUUAUCAACGUCGCGUACAAAGCCGCACGCGAUCGCGCCAUGGCUCAAUUCUCGCCUCUCGUUAGGGAAGGCACGAGCUUUACUGCUGCACUCGCGCUCACCUCGGUGCAGAUGCUGGGUCAGGUCCGAUCGGCGAGCCUGAACCCGUUCAAGACGACGCCUUCCCUUGCCGCUGGACUGCCUCAUUUCACUGCAGGUUGGGCGCGUACGUGGGGUCGAGACGUCUUCAUCUCCCUGCGUGGUCUGUUCCUUGUCACGGGUCAAUUCGCCCAGGCGCGCGAACACAUCCUCGCCUUCUCCUCCGUCGUCAAACACGGUCUCGUACCGAACUUGCUCGACAGCGGCAAGACCCCUCGUUACAAUUGCCGCGAUGGACCUUGGUUCAUGUUGCAAAACAUCCAGGACUACGUCGAGAUGGCACCAAACGGCCUCGACUUGCUCAAGGAUACCGUCAAGCGUCGUUUCCCCCUCGAUGACACCUGGGUGCCUCAUGAUGAUGCCCGAGCGUACGCCGUCGAAUCGACUAUCGCCGAUGUCGUACAAGAGAUUUUGCAACGGCAUGCUCAGGGGAUCCAUUUCCGAGAGUACAACGCGGGACCUAAUUUGGAUAUGCAGAUGAGCGAUCAAGGGUUCAAUAUCGAUAUUGACGUCGAUUGGAAGACGGGGAUCUUGUAUGGAGGCAAUGCUUUCAAUUGCGGAACAUGGCAAGACAAGAUGGUGAGAUUUUUUUGCAUCUUCGUGUCGAAUUCAAUCACUGACGACGUCAUGCUGUAUCUUCAAACAGGGUGAGAGUGCCAAGACGGGUAACAAGGGCCUGCCCGGAACGCCGCGCGAUGGUGCCCCUGUCGAGAUCAUUGGUCUGCUCAAAUCCGCCCUCCGUUGGGUCGCCGAGCUCUCCAAGGCGGGCAAGUUCCCUCACAAGGGCGUCGAAGCGACGCUCGACGGGAAGAAGCGAGUUAUCCCUUACUCUGAAUGGGCCGACCUCAUCCAAUCCAACUUUGAGCGUCUGUUCUACGUCCCCGCGAACGGGUCCGACGACUCCAAGUACGCCAUCAAGACCGACUUGAUCGGUCGCCGCGGGAUCUACAAGGACGUCGUUGGUUCGACGGGCGAGAGGUUCGAUUACCAAUUGAGGGGCAACUUCCCCAUCGCCAUGUCCGUCGCGCCUGAACUGUUCGAUCCUGAACACGCCUUGGGGGCGUUGAAGAUUGCGGAGAAGGUCUUGUUGGGUCCUUUGGGCGUCAAGACCUUGGACCCUGCUGAUCCGGAUUACCGAGGUGAGUCGUCAACAUUGUUUGCAUCUCGACCAACGCUGCGUACUGACGUGGUGGCCGUUCCGGCUCAUAGGUUACUACGACAACAGCAACGACGGCGACGAUCGCUCCAUCGCAAAGGGGUGGAACUACCACCAAGGACCCGAAUGGGUCUGGCCCAUCGGUUUCUUCCUCCGCGCUUACCUCAUCUACGACACCCGAGUCGGAAAAGGGAAGCAGGACCCCAAGUUGACCUACCAUCACAUCUACCAAAUCCUCGCCAAGCAUCGUCAGCAUAUUCGCGAUGAUGCGUGGGCAGGGUUGCCCGAGUUGACGAAUGAGGGCGGGAACUAUUGUCAUGAUAGUUGUCGUACGCAGGCGUGGUCGACGUCGACUAUCUUGGAUGUCUUGGAUGAUAUCAGACGUCGAUGA